Messenger RNA from Carcharodon carcharias (great white shark), 1696 nucleotides. Its product is annotated as gastrula zinc finger protein XlCGF71.1-like. Gene Ontology annotation, molecular function: RNA polymerase II cis-regulatory region sequence-specific DNA binding; DNA-binding transcription factor activity, RNA polymerase II-specific. The coding region runs from base 705 to 1499 and encodes 264 amino acids. The record is from RefSeq and is a predicted model, not a curated record. NCBI's taxonomy places the organism in Eukaryota, Metazoa, Chordata, Chondrichthyes, Lamniformes, Lamnidae. The transcript has 3 exons. Gene Ontology annotation, biological process: regulation of transcription by RNA polymerase II.
GUGCCCUAUACUCACUAUAAGACACCAUGGCGCGUGCACUGUGGUGGGUUGUGAAUGGCGCAUGCGCAUUUAGUUCCAGUGGGUGCGUGCGCACUCUGUGUGCUGGAGCGGCAGGAAGGCGGUCGACUCUGCAACCGGUGCACAACGGCUGAUUAUAGGUGGGUAAUGGAGGCGGCGGAAUGGGCGAGAAGGCCUCAUAAACACCCAGUGGAUGCCUGGGAACAAAAGAUAUUAGAAGGGGAGAACUUGCAGUUACGAAACUCAAACUCAACAUCACAUGAGGAUCUAAUGCAGUCACCCAAUUUAUUAUAACCUGAAUAUCGUUGGAUUUUGAACACGGACGUUGAAAACACCAUUCACAGUUGGGAGGAACCAUACAUUUGUUCUGGUGUUAGGAGGGGAAGAUUUACAAAUGGGAACUAAAACCAAUUAUCAAGAUCGGACAGAGUCACUCGAUUCAUCAGGACCUGAAUAUCAUUGGUCUCUGAACAUGGAAGGAGAAACGUUUGUCCACGUGAAGAGAUUUCAAACAUCAGUGUGACUGGAAAAGCAGCAAGACGCACACACCCGAGUGAGAGUGUUCCAGUACACAGCCUGAAAAGAAUCACACCGUUCACAGCGAGGUGAAAAUGUACAAGUGUUGUGUGUGUGGACAAGGCUUCAACUGAUCUUCCAAGUUGGAGAGACAGAAGUACACCAGCACCAUGGAGAAACCAUGGAAAUGUGGGGACUGCGGGAAAGGAUUCAAAUACCAAUCGCGGCUGGAAACUCAUCGACACAUUCACACUGGGGAGAGACCAUUCCCCUGCUCCUUGUGUGGGAAGGGAUUCACUCGGUCAUCCGACCUUCUGAGACACCAACUCACUCACACUGAGGAGAGGCCGUUCACCUGCUCCAUGUGUGGGAAAGGAUUCAUUAAUUCAUCAGACCUUCGGACACACCAGCGAGUUCACACUGGAGAGAGGCCAUUCACCUGCUCCGCCUGUGGGAAGGGAUUCGCUCAGUCAGCCCACCUGCUGGCCCACCAGAGAGUUCACACUGGGGAGAGGCCAUUCACCUGCUCUGAGUGUGGGAAGGGAUUCUCACGGUCAUCCCACCUCACUUCACACCAACUGGUUCACACAGACAAGAGACCUUUUAAAUGUUCUGACUGUGAGAAGAGCUUUAAAAGCAGGUCCCAGUUGCUGACACACCAACGCAUUCACACUGGGGAGAGGCCAUUCACCUGUUCCGAGUGUGGGAAGGGAUUCAUUCAUUCAUCCGACUUUUUAAUACACCAGCGAGUUCACACUGGGGAGAAGCCGUUCACCUGCUCCAUGUGUGGCAAUAGAUUCUCCCGAUUAUCCCUGCUCAAGGCACACCAACUGGUUCACACCGAUCAGAGACCUUUUAGAUGUUCUGACUGCGAGAAGAGCUUUAAAAGCAGGUGUAAAUUGCUGGCACACCAACGUACACACACUGGGGAGAGGCUGUUCACUGGCACCAGGUGUGGGAAGUGAUUCGUCCAUUCAUCCCACUGGGUGAGACACCAGCGAGUUCAGAAUUGACUGCAGGGGUUGGAUUCAGCUGUUGUUAAUCAUAUCCAGGACUGAACCCUGUUCAUUCUGAAAGUUGGCAUUUCUUUCUUGAUGUUAAUAACUGAACUGAAGUUUAAUAUUCUGGUUAUAUAUCAAAUAAAUCAGCUUUGUUUUAAAUA